GUGGAGGCUUGGUGUGGGUGGUGGGAGACAAACAUGGAGGCCAUCUUUCACGAGAGGCAAGAAGGUUCCCUGUGUGCCCAGCACUGUUUGAAUAACCUACUACAAGGAGAGUAUUUUAGUCCAGUAGAACUAUCUUUAAUUGCACAACAGCUGGAUGAAGAGGAGAGAAUGAGGAUGGCAGAGGGAGGACUUUCUAGUGAAGAGUACAGGACUUUUUUACAGCAGCCUUCUGGGAACAUGGACGACAGUGGCUUCUUCUCAAUUCAAGUUAUAAGCAAUGCCUUGAAAGUUUGGGGUUUAGAACUGAUCCUCUUCAACAGCCCAGAAUAUCAGAGGCUCGGGAUCGACCCUAUAAAUGAAAGAUCUUUUAUUUGUAACUAUAAAGAACACUGGUUUACAGUGCGAAAAUUAGGAAAACAGUGGUUCAACUUGAACUCUCUCUUGACGGGUCCAGAAUUAAUAUCUGAUACUUACCUUGCACUUUUCCUGGCCCAGUUACAACAGGAAGGUUAUUCAAUAUUUGUUGUAAAGGGUGAUUUACCAGAUUGUGAGGCUGAUCAGCUGCUGCAAAUGAUUAGAGUACAGCAGAUGCAGCGGCCAAAGUUAAUCGGAGAGGAGACACCGCAAUCAAAAGAUCAGAGGGUACAAAAACCAGAUUUGGAACAAGUAGUAGAUGCUAACCAUCCUUUUGAUGGUACUGGCAUGUUAGAUGAAGAUGAAGAAAAUUUCCAAAAAGCUCUUGCACUCAGCAGACAGGAAAUUGAUAUGGAAGAUGAAGAAGCUGAUCUCCGUAGAGCCAUUCAACUUAGUAUGCAGGGAGGUCCUCGGAGUGGCUUUUCAGACUCUUGCACAUCGAACACUCCAAACUCAUCUACUACAAGCCAGUCUGAAUGUCUUUCAUCAGAAGAGCUGCGACGAAGAAGACAGGCUUAUUUUGACAAACAACAAGUUCAGAAUCCAGAAUUGCACAAUGCACCAGCUACAAGUUCAAAUGCUCUGGUCACUGAUCCAGGAGGUGAUAUGAGUGAAGACGAUAUGCUUCAAGCAGCCAUGAAUAUGUCAUUGGAAACUGUUACAAACUGUGUGAAUGCAGAAGAAAAGAAAUGACACAAAUUCCUAUUUUUAUUUUUAUGUUAACACUAAAUCUUGUAUUAAUUAUGAGUGGAUGAUAUAAAAGUAGGGUUCAUUUCACUGAUGUGUACAGAGCAGGAUAUAGCCCUAAAAUUUUACAGAUCUGAAGUUCAGAAUAAAAAGACAAAUCUGCAUAUAACACAAAUGAAAUAUUAUUGCUUAAAGAUUUUAUUUUUAACUACAUGAUGACUAGUUCUAAUCAGGUUGGUAGAGUUGCUUCAUGUGAUCAAGGAAUACCACUGUGUCAUAAAACGUUAAUCUAGUGCUUCCCAACCCACAGAUGUGCAGGGUGAGUUUGAGAUACAUUGACAGAUCAGUUUAUGGGGCUAGAGCCCUGUUUAGUUGUGAUGCUGUGUUCCUCUUGGUUUCUUCAGAGCAAGAUCAAUCACUGAUACCCAGUUACACUGAAGUCCCUUGCAAAUAAGCUAUCAAGAUUGUAUGAUGCCAGAAAGUUCAUAAUUGAUAAUUGCGUGCUGUCAGGUCAAUUCUGAAUUAUGGUGACCCUUUUUGAGUGUUCUAGGUAGCAAAUACUCAAAAUUGAUUUAUAAUUCAUUUCUUCUCAGUCAGUUAAUGUUGAAAACAUCUAGAGAGCACCAAGCUGGGGAAGGUGCAGUUGGAACUGUGCAGCUUGCCCAAGAUCACACAGACUCUUCUGGGAUGCAGAGUGGGGAACUGAUCUCUCAAGCUCUCGCUCAGCAAUAUACUGUACUUCACUCACUGAGCUAUAGACUCAAAUACAUGUUUCAGGGUACUCCAAACAUAUCUUCUGUAUUAUAACCAGUUUAAGAUUAAAUCAAUAUAACUUGCCACUUCCUAUUGAAAAGUGUUCAAGUUAAGCUGUAAAUAGAAUGUUACUUGUAUUUUCUGUCCUAUCAAAUAUGAAAACAUUUAACGGGUAAAAUUUAAUAUUAUUACUUUAUACAAAAUAGAAAAGGCCCUUUAAUUCUAAAUUUAGUCAGGUGAGCUUCAUGUUGUCUUUAGCAUUGUAAGAAAUACACAGGCUGACAACCCCCACCUUGGAUUUUACUUAAAAGCUAUUUUUAAACCAUAAAGAUAAUGCUAGGUUUUUCCUUUUUUAGAAGAGAAGGAAACAAAAUUAUUUAUGUAUACUCUGUGUACUGAAUGUUAUGCAGUCUGAACUCCAUGGUCUAUUCCAGCACAAACACCACAAACACUGAAUGAUCACCUGGAAAUUUGUUAAAUAACUCAAAUUAGAAAUUGUAGGGAUAUAAUUGAUGAACACUUACCCUAAUUUAUUUUCUGUUUUACAAUAACUUAUCCUUUGUUUUACAUUCUCUCUUAGUUCAAGUAUUUGUAUAAGUAUUAAAUUUGUCUGGAUGAAAAUAUGAAGCUGCCUUAUAUUGGUGGGACAAGGUGGGGAAAUCUUUAAAAGUACAACUAAAUACUACUAAAAUUACCAGUAUUCCAGUAUAGUUUUACUGGCAAUGGUGAUUUUAAGAUAUUAAAGCCCACCUGCCCACCCACACUCCCAGUUCUGCAACUGCCAACAGCUUUUCUAUGUAGAAACUGAUCCCAAGGAAGCCUCAGGACCUUUGUCAGGGGUGGGAUUAGAAUUUUUUAAUUUCCAAAACAAACACUGUAGCUGAUGCAUUAUAAGUUCCACUAGUGGACGUCAGCCAUUGAAUCAGAUCAUUGAUCCAGUACAGUCUCUGAUUUAGGAGCAGCUCACCAAGGUCUAAAACAGGUGUUGUAACUAGUUGUUACCUGAGUUACAGUAUCUCACAACUGGAGAUGUCUGGGAUUAAACCUGGGAUUUUCUGCAUGCAAAGCAUGUGCUCUACUACUGAGCUAUGGCACAAAUCCCAGAAUUUCAAGCUGUCUAGGAGCAAAAAGAUAAGAAAACAUUUCAUGACAUCAGUGCCACAUUCUUGAUGUGCAUACCUGGUAAUCUGAAAUGAACCCUGCAUGUUUACCUGUAUGUUAAGAAUGGAUAUUGAUAAAUGAACAUGUGUGAGUAUGUGUGUUAUCAGAUAUUAAUGAAUGUUUCCUGCCUGUAAGAAUAUUGCAGCUUUUCAUGAAUGGCCUUCAUUCAUGCACCUUACUUUCUUUUUCUGUCAAUGUUUCUGUGACUGAGGAAAUAUAGGGAGCAAAUGCUGAGCUUUUUUUCCUGUUGAGUUAUACUUUUGAUAUAAAAGAUUACUAUGAUAGAAUGACCAAACUGGGCAUUCUAUGUGACGAAAACAGUUUUAAUAUUUUGUAAAUGGUGCUUUGAGCAUACAUUCUGUUUACAUAUAUGUCUUAUUGGUAUACUGUACUGGUUUGGGAUAUUCACAGUGUUCAAACUAUUCUUAGGCAUUUGCCUAACACUCCAGAAAAAAAAAGUGAAACCUAUAUUGUGCUAUAUUGAUGUGUCACCCCUAGAUACUGAAUGACAAAUAACUGUGGAAGUAUAUGGUACAAUAGGGAAUACUGUAAUACAAUAUUAAAAAGAACACUUGGAUUUUGAUGGUGUUUGUUUACAAUAGUGUUCUUUAGAUGGCUUGGUUAGAGAUACAGGAGUAUUUGCAUGUUCCAUGUUUAGUUGAUCACUGUGAAGUACAGGCAAUGGAUUUUGGCCCUAAAAUGACUAUUAUGUUAAAAAAAUGUUUCUAGUUCUAUCAUUUUCUUAAACUUAAGGCAACACUAUGUGCCCUACUUGAUUUUUUAACAGCAGGACAUUAGCUUGCCAAACUUAACGCACAGUCACUGAUUUUAUAACGACUGUGGCAUUAGUUACAUAGAGCUAUCUGGAUUUAUUUUGUGUUGAUUUUAAGCUAUUACUUGAAUUUAAACAUGCAAAGGGAUUCAUAUAAAGCAUGAAAUGAAAUAUCAGUCUGUAUAAAUCAUAAUUUUAUUUUUUUUCUUUGUACUUUUCCAAUAAAUGGUGUUCUUCUGGACAAACUGGAUGUGGAUGAAUUUAGGAACAUUUCUUUCAAAGAUAUUUGUACUGGGAUGCAGAUAACCAAGUAUUAAAUAAAUAUUUGGCAUAUCA
Molecule: messenger RNA, 4123 nt
Organism: Pogona vitticeps (central bearded dragon)
Lineage: Eukaryota; Metazoa; Chordata; Lepidosauria; Squamata; Agamidae
Gene: ATXN3
Product: ataxin 3
Biological process (GO): protein deubiquitination
Cellular component (GO): nucleus
Molecular function (GO): cysteine-type deubiquitinase activity
Source: RefSeq, a predicted model, not a curated record